AGCACACGGGACGCAAUGAUUGCCACUCACUCACUCACUCACUCCCUCACUCCCACGACGCGGCGGCGGAUUACAGAAGACCGAGGGCAGCGAACGGAUCCAUAACUUUGCUUUCAAAAUGUCAAAGGUAUACAAGAAGACCAGCGGCAACGGUCAUAUUGCCCUCUACUUGGGGAAGAGAGACUUUGUGGACAACGUGGAUUCAGUGGAACUAGUUGACGGCGCCGUUAAAGUGGACCCGGCUGGUCUUGACGGCAAAAAAGUAUUUGUCUACCUUGCUUGUGCCUUCCGCUAUGGAAGCGAUGACUUGGAUGUUAUUGGGCUGUCCUUCAGGAGAGACAUCUGGAUACAGCGCGUUCAGGUGUACCCACCUACGGGUGCGAGCGUCACCAAAACGCCAAUGCACGAGUCCCUCAUGAAGAAAAUUGGAGAGCAAGGAUGUCCCUUUUCCUUCCAGAUGCCAGCCAAUCUCCCAUGUUCAGUCUCCCUACAGCCAGGGCCAAAUGAUGCUGGCAAGGCUUGCGGUGUGGACUUUGAGAUUAAAGCGUACAUCGCCAACACACCGGAUGAAGAGGUUGAAAAGAAGGACACGUGCCGCCUGAUGAUUCGCAAAAUACAAUUUGCACCAUCUAGCAACAAGCCUGGACCCAAGGCUGAAAUCACAAAGCAGUUCAUGAUGAGUGACAAGCCGGUGAUCUUGGAGGCCUCCCUUGAAAAAGAGAUUUAUUACCACGGAGAUCCAAUCGUCGUCAACGUAAAAAUCAACAACGAAACCACCAAGGUUGUGAAGAAAAUCACAGUUUUAGUCGAGCAGCUUGCAAGUGUGGUGCUCUACUCAUCCGAUACUUACACCAAGAUGGUCUGCUCAGAGGAGUUCGCGGAGACGGUCAACGCCAACUCCUCCUUCGAGAAGUCCUUCCAAAUAACCCCGCUGCUGGCCAACAACAAAGAGAAGCGCGGCCUUUCGGUGGACGGUCGGCUAAAAGACGAGGACACCAACCUUGCGUCCACAACCCUGAGUCAAGGAGAUAAGGAGAUGCAGGGAAUCAUCAUCUCCUAUAAGGUCAAGGUCAAUCUAACAACGGGCGGUGGCGGCCUGCUGGGGGGCUUAACUGGAAGCGAUGUCACUUUGGAGCUUCCAUUGACUCUGAUGUCCCCGAAACCUGCAGAAGUCCAGUUGGAUUAAAGCCAUCCUUAGUUCAGGGCAGACAUCUCAAUUGAGGCCUAGAAGGGGGGGUGAGAUGACCAGCGAAGGAAGAUCCCCUCUCUGAGAAUAUAGAACAAAAAGGAACUCAGCACCAACGAAGACAAGCACACAGUGUCGUUGAAUCACUACAAUGUUCUUAUUUCCCCUGUACAAUUACACGUUUAUUAGGCAUUAAAAGGAGAGUCUAAAAAAGACUGAGUGACAUUUCUCUGAAUGCAAACAAGUACUGUAUAUGUUGCCGUUUCAAAAUAAUGUUUCGUAGAGUUUUCUUUCUAUGUGUCAUGAUUACCAAUAUCGAACUAUUCUCAAUAUUUAUUGCUGUUAUUUAAGCAAUGGUAUAUUAGGAUACGGGAUAAAUAUCCCAGAAACCCUCCAACUUGUUUCUCAAUUAUUGGUGAAAAAAUGUAAUAAACUCUUUUCCCCCAUUU
Molecule: messenger RNA, 1635 nt
Organism: Gasterosteus aculeatus aculeatus (three-spined stickleback)
Lineage: Eukaryota; Metazoa; Chordata; Actinopteri; Perciformes; Gasterosteidae
Source: RefSeq, a predicted model, not a curated record